AUGAAGGCCACUACCAUCCUCGCUACCCUCUCGCUCACCGCUUUGGGCGCCGCUAUACCAUCCCCCGACUCCCCUCCUACCGACACAUCCCCAUACAUCAAGUCCUCCUUCUCCUGGGUAGACUGGGUCGACAGCCUAAUUGCCGACCCAUCUACAGCCCUUACCACCGAAGAAGCUCUCGCCGCCUUCGAGGCCGGUGCCGAGAACCCCGAAGACCUUACCAAGCGUCAGGAAUUUGCAAACUGCCAACAGCUUACUUCGUUCCCUCCAUCCGUUGGCGACGCAGUGUCUUGUAUCAACGACUUGGCUGGACGCGGCAAGGCGGGUCAGAACUGCGAUGUUAGCAGUAUCGGAGGUACUGUGCAGUGCAGCAUUGGAAGUGCCCAUAUCGUUACCGUAAGGGGAGGUACUAAUGCUCCUACGAGCGUGAACUGCAACGAUAUUGCGCGUUCGGGCGGUAUUAUCAUGGACCGCUGCACACGCGGUGACAACACUGUUUCUGGAACUGCGUAUAUUCCCCAGGGCGGUGUUGCUGUACAUAUCCAGCAUUCUUAG
Alternaria arborescens is the source of this 555-nucleotide messenger RNA. RefSeq lists its product as hypothetical. The transcript has 2 exons. Bases 1 to 555 code for a protein of 184 amino acids. The record is from RefSeq and is a predicted model, not a curated record. NCBI's taxonomy places the organism in Eukaryota, Fungi, Ascomycota, Dothideomycetes, Pleosporales, Pleosporaceae.